AUGGCAGCGACACCACUCCCUGGCGAUGCGGUGAUGACGACGGUGCAGGUGCUAUGCUACUCGACCGAGGAAGUCAAGCAAGAAAAGGCCAGCUUGGCCUUCCUCAUGAGUCUGGGCUUCUUCCACUCUGCCGGCUUCUUCCUCUCGACGAUGUGCUUCAUCUCUAUGGCAAUCUUGAUGAAGUCCAGUCGGCUGCUACGAAGCCCCAUCUUCUUUCUGCUGCUCAUUGCGAUCAUGUCGGGUGCUGCUAGUACGCUCAUGGCGGUUAUAUCGCAUCAGCAUAAUCUGCUCGAUGAUCCCAAGAUGAUCAAGGAGGUGUGGUCGACGAAGAUGAUGACUAUAUCAUUGAGUUUACUUGGAUUGGUUCCCAUCUUGGCAGACACGACGAUGAUCUUUCGCAUCAUGCUCUUCUAUCCACGAGAGGACCCAAAGCUCUUCAGGAAAGGCUUGCUGGUCAUUGCAAUACCCAUCAUCUUCAAAUUUGCUCGCAUGGGACUGCAGACCAUCUCUCGCAUUCAAGCUCUGCAAUUGUGGAAAGCACAAGAUAUGACGGCUCCUUUCGCCUGGAACGUCUGCUGGAUUCUCAACGCACUAGACCCAGCCCUUUGCACUAUCUUCAUCUGUUGCAAGCUACACCGCAUGUCGCUUCGCGCCCGUAGUAACAAGAGCAAAAAGGGACCAAGUCGGAUCUACAAGUAUCUACGUACGGCCUUGUGGACGUCUGCUGCAGCCGCUGUCCCACCCAUUGCCUUCGCGGUCACUAUGGGAGUCCUGCUUUUCAGCAACCAAGGCUCAACCGCUGUCCGACUUUACGUGGCCCACUUGUACGGGUGGUCUAUCAUCAUCGCCGCAUGUUUCUCCUCCUUCUGGCCAGAGAUCCAAGCCUCACAUUCGAAAAAGGGCGAAGCGACUGCACCACGCUUCGUCAUCGGAUUCGACAAUGACCUUCAUCGGGACAUUCAUGAUCCUGUCACACGAUUGCCGGCUGGCACUUCAGGCUCGCCGAACGAGGCAAGUAGCUUCGGUUCGGCCGCAAAAGAGAGACAGAUGGGCGAGAGAAAUGGUUUGUCCGCGUUGGACUUCCACGAUGGCGUGCAGACCAUGGGACUUCAGUCGUACGGCAGACAGGAUCGUUUGCAGACCCUCGGCGUCACAUCGGGGGUGAAUCCGAAGCAUGCCCACACGUGGGCUUCUCCUUCUCCCGAGGACACCAGCGUUGCCUUUACUCGUCGACCGGUGAACCUCACGCCUGAGCUCACGUCGGCUGCGCUACCCAGUAAUAGUACCUCGAAUGCCAUGUUCAAAGGCAAGCGUCAGCCUGUCGAUGCGGCCGAGAGCAAGCAGGGUCACCUUGCCCAUCCCCUUGACUCGCCGAGCACCUACUCUAGAGCCUCCAUUGAGCAGGAGCUGACCGCGGAUCAACCCUUGCAAGAAAAGAGGUACGGUAGCAGCAGCAGCGAGAGCAGUGCCUAUCAACCGCAUCUCCCACUCACUGGAAAUCCGAGAGCUUCGUCGACGCCUUCCCUCGCAUCCACUACUGAGGGCUGGGGCUGCGCACGCCCGGUGACAGCCCUCGAGGGGUACGAAGAGAUUGACAUUGAGCACACAGAAGAGCUGGCCCCGGGAGAGGCAUUACCGGCCCGAAACGUCUCUCCUUCGCCUGUCCGUACUCGCGAUCUGGCCCUCGUCACCAAACAGCAGCAACGGAAUGCACGCCCUACGCUACUCCGGCAGUUCUCCGAUGGCGCCACCAUCGCCUCAUCUCUGCCCAAGUCGCCGGCUCUAGUGAGGAGCGCAUCGCAACAUGUCCCCCACUUUAGGCAGGCAUCGCAUUCCUCAACAGGAUCAGCCUGGAGCAAGCUCGAUCCCACUGUUUCUGCCAGUACUAUUCCUCUCGCUCGCCGAAAACCCUCGUUUCGCCUUCAACACUUACCUCCCUCGUCCUCGAGGGCAGAAAAGGAUGAACAUCAGGAGCACGUGCAGGACGAAGCAGGUAAGAGGGAGUCGCACUAUGUCCUUGCACCUGCACCUGCUUCGACUUCUGGAGAUGCGGUAGACGAACCCGCGAUGCACCACUGGCGAACCGCCUCGGCCGCUUCUGAACCCACCGUGGGCGCGGGAGCCGGCGUUGGUGCACCUCCCCUGAUGCCUCCUCGUAGAAGGGCUGCCAGCCCUCAAAGCUACCAAGCUUCGCACCCGCCCUUGAGCUCACAGCAGCAGCAGCAGCAGCAGCAGCAGCAGCACUACCACCACCACCAACAACAACAACAACAAUACCGUCAGCAGCAACAACAGCAGCAGCAAGUACAGCAGCAGCGGCAGAAGCGACAAGAGGAACAACGACUACGAAGUGGCAGCGCCUCUUCUUCUUCUCUCUCUGCCUCUGGCCUCUCCCUCGCACCACUACCCGCGAGCCUUUCUGCCCGAGCUCCUAGGUCGGCACCUGCUGCCCCUUCUUCCACUGGGAGCAUGGGUGCGGCUGGUUUUGCGGGCCAGCAGCAAGUGCAGCAGCUGUCACGACGAGGCGAAGGGCAAGGUCAACGGCAGGAGCCAGAGCCAGAGCGGGAGCGGGACUACUACGAGCAACCCUACCCUCCACGUGUCCACAAUAACAGCCAUGGUCAUGGUCAGAGUCACGCCCACGCCCAUGAUCAAGGGCACACUCAAGGCCACGGUCGUGGACUUUUACCCAGCCCAGGCGCCAGCUCAAGCUCUACCUCUACCUCUACCUCUACCUCUACCUCCAGCCAUGGCACCCGGUCGGCCUUUGGGUUCAGCUUCGGCCACGGUCAGAAGCCCCGUCCCCUUUCCAUUGGUUCAGGCCGCAGCUUAGGCGUCGGCACGGGCAGUGGGAGUAGGAGUGCUGGUGGUGCAGGAGGCCGAGGGGGAGGGGGAGAUGCUUCACCGGUCGAUCUGGGAAGUAUUGGUAUUUUUACAGAGACGUACGUGAGAGUUGAGUGA
Messenger RNA from Microstroma glucosiphilum, 2961 nucleotides. RefSeq lists its product as hypothetical. Lineage: Eukaryota; Fungi; Basidiomycota; Exobasidiomycetes; Microstromatales; Microstromataceae. The record is from RefSeq and is a predicted model, not a curated record. The transcript has 3 exons. Bases 1 to 2961 code for a protein of 986 amino acids.